Castor canadensis (American beaver) is the source of this 2697-nucleotide messenger RNA. RefSeq names its product cAMP responsive element binding protein 3 like 1 (gene Creb3l1). NCBI's taxonomy places the organism in Eukaryota, Metazoa, Chordata, Mammalia, Rodentia, Castoridae. Gene Ontology annotation, biological process: regulation of transcription by RNA polymerase II. Gene Ontology annotation, molecular function: DNA-binding transcription factor activity, RNA polymerase II-specific; cAMP response element binding. The record is from RefSeq and is a predicted model, not a curated record.
CCAGCCAGGGUUCCCGGUUUCACAGACAGGAAAGUGACAGAAGCCGUGCAGAGGGAGACGCAGAGAGAGCUGAGAGGCCAGCAGCCACCCAGUCUCGGGGGAGCGCUGAGCUCCCCCGCCCCCGGCUCCCACCCGGUCCGGGGGCCCCUAGAGCCUCAGCGCCAUCCACGGGCUCCCCAUGGAAGCCAGCUGCGCCCCGGGAGGAAUAGGAGGAGGAGUCGGCUAAAUGCCCACGGUGCGCCCGGGGCCCCUGAGGCCAGCCUGCUCCGCGCCCUAAGGCCCCUGCGCCCCCGACCCGGGGCCGCGCCGCCUCCGCCCGCCCCUCCCCCGGGGCUUGCCCAGGACCUGCCCCCCGCCCGCCCGCCCGCGCUCAGGCAGGAGCUCCGUGCUGGGCUCGCCGCAGCCCUGGAGUGAGGGAAGCCCAGCCGAAGGGGAUCCCCGAAGCCGGCCGCGAUGGACGCCGUCUUGGAACCCUUCCCGGCCGACAGGCUGUUCCCCGGAUCCAGCUUCCUGGACUUGGGGGAUCUGAACGAAUCGGAUUUCCUCAACAAUGCGCACUUUCCGGAGCACCUGGACCACUUUGUGGAGAACAUGGAAGACUUCUCGAAUGACCUGUUCAGCAGUUUCUUUGAUGACCCGGUGCUGGAUGAGAAGAGUCCUCUGCUGGACAUGGAACUAGACUCCCCCACGCCAGGCAUCCAGGCAGAGCACAGCUACUCCCUGAGCGGGGACUCUGCACCUCAGAGCCCUCUUGUGCCCAUUAAGAUGGAGGACACCACCCAAGAUGUGGACCAUGGAGCAUGGGCACUGGGACACAAACUGUGCUCCAUCAUGGUGAAGCAGGAGCAGAGCCCGGAACUGCCUGUGGACCCUCUGGCUGCAUCCUCCGCCAUGGCAGCUGCUGCCGCCAUGGCCACCUCCCCACUAAUGGGCCUCAGCCCCUUGUCCAGGCUGCCCAUCCCCCACCAGGCCCCAGGAGACAUGACUCAGCUGCCAGUGAUCAAAGCAGAGCCCCAGGAAGUGAGCCAGUUCCUCAAAGUGACACCAGAGGACCUGGUGCAGAUGCCUCCAACACCCCCCAGCAGCCACGGCAGCGACAGCGACGGCUCCCAGAGUCCCCGUUCUCUGCCACCCUCCAGUCCUGUCCGACCCAUGGCCCGCUCCUCCACAGCCAUCUCCACCUCCCCCCUCCUCACUGCCCCUCACAAAUUGCAGGGGACAUCAGGGCCGCUGCUCCUGACAGAGGAGGAGAAACGUACCCUGAUCGCUGAGGGCUAUCCCAUUCCCACAAAGCUCCCCCUCACCAAAGCGGAAGAGAAGGCCUUAAAGAGAGUCCGGAGGAAAAUCAAGAACAAGAUCUCAGCCCAGGAGAGCCGUCGUAAGAAGAAGGAGUAUGUGGAGUGUCUAGAAAAGAAGGUGGAGACAUUCACAUCAGAGAAUAAUGAACUGUGGAAGAAGGUGGAGACCCUAGAGAAUGCCAACAGGACCCUGCUCCAGCAGCUGCAGAAACUCCAGACACUGGUCACCAGCAAGAUCUCUAGACCUUACAAGAUGGCCGCCACACAGACUGGGACCUGCCUCAUGGUGGCAGCCUUAUGCUUCGUUCUGGUGCUGGGCUCUCUUGUGCCCUGCCUUCCUGAGUUCUCCUCUGGCUCCCAGACUGUGAAGGAAGACCCCAUGGCCGCUGACAGUGUCUACACGGCCAGUCAGAUGCCCUCUCGAAGCCUCUUGUUCUAUGACGACGGGGUGGGGUCGUGGGAAGAUGGCCACAGCACCCUGCUGCCCGUGGAGCCCCCGGAGAACUGGGAGAUCAAGCCAGGGGGGCCAUCAGAACAGCGGCCCCAGGACCACCUGCAGCAUGACCACCUGGACAGCACCCAUGAGACCACCAAGUACCUGAGUGAGGCCUGGCCGAAGGACAGCAGUGGCAAUGACACCAGCCCCAACUUCUCCCACCCCAAGGAGUGGUUCCAGGACAGGGAUGUGGGACCCAACACCACCAUCAAACUCUCCUAGGCCAGUCCAAGACCCAGGACACAGGACGGACCCCCUGGCACCCAGAAGAGGCAUUCUCUUGUUCACCAACCCGGAUCCAGCUCAUACCCCUGCCCUGGGGCUCCCCACCCCAAGAAAAGGAGUUCUGCUUCUCCUCAACCCUCCUCAACCCAAGCCCCUGACAUUUGGACUGUUCCCUUGGGCCAACCACUCUGUUCUCCCUUGUCCCUCUCACCACCAUCCGUCCUCAGAUAAACCACUCACUGGGCCACCCCUCCUCCUCUCUCAUAAUGACCAACAGACCACUGCCCCCUGCCCCCGACAUCCACACACACACACACACAUCCACAACCCCCCCACCCCACCCCACCUUCCACUGUACAGAGACCAAGAACAGAAAUUGUUUGUAAAUAAUGAACCUUAUUUUUUAUUAUUGCCAAUCCCCUAAGAUAUUGUAUUUUACAAAUCUCCCGCCUAAAGUCUUCCUCUCUUGUUUUAUAUUUUAUGAAGUCAGUGCGAGCUUUGAUGCUCCCUGGCCUGGAACAGAGGGACCCCCCAACACCCUCUCCUGGCCUCCCCCUGCCACCGCUGCCCAAGCCGCUGGGCCUUUUUAACUGCCAAACUGCUCCCUCCAUCAGCUCAGCACACGCUUUAAGAAAGCAAAAUUGAAAAAAAAAAAAAAAAAAAAAGAUGCAGCAUCAA